UGAUAUGGUAACACUAAAUUCAAAUAUGUCGUUGAUGUAACGGCCAUAUUUUUUAAAGUUUUGGUGUUCCGUUUCUAAUUUGUGCAUUUUCAACUACAACAAAGUAUUUUUGCAUUCUUUGUGUUCAAUUUUAUAGAAACGCAUAAGCAUUUAGCAUUAUAUUGGACAGUAACACACGGUGAAAUAAAAUUUGAGAUAUUUUAUGUCCAAUCUGAAUGUGAAAUUUUUUUGAAAAUAGAAUUCAAUGGUGUAACAAUCUGACUACCACUUUUCAACAUAUCCUAAAACUAUGAAAUAUUCGACAAUAGAUUGGUACUAUUAAAAGUAAUUCCACUUCCUUGAUCAUCGUUACCAAAUCAACAAGGACAUGACAACGCCUUACGGCUUAUAAAUAGUUAUUUUCACACUAAGAAGAUAAACUGAUGAAAAUGGUGGAAGAAAAGAAUACUACAAUAGAUACGGUGCAGGUUGCGCUUCGCAUCAGGCCGUUGAUGCAGCAGGAGAUCGAGAGAGGCUGCGAUGAGUGCAUCGACGUUGUGCCAGGAGGUCCUCAGGUGCAGAUUAAAGAUCUCGCGUUUACAUACAAUUAUGUUUUCGCUCAGCACAUCACGCAACAAGAAUUCUACGACACAGCAGUUAAAGGACUUAUUGGAAAACUUUUUCAAGGGUACAAUGUUACUAUACUUGCAUAUGGACAGACUGGUUCUGGAAAAACCUACACAAUGGGCACCAACUACUCAGGGUCUGAUGGCGAUUCUACCAAGUUAGGUGUAAUUCCGCAAGCAGUAGCAGAUAUUUUUGACUAUGUUGAGACACAUGAAGACAAGUUUGUAUUCAAAGUUAGUGUUUCCUUCAUGGAAUUGUACCAGGAGCAAUGCUACGACUUGCUCUCCGGCAAGGAGAGAGGACACAGUAUUAUUGAAAUAAGGGAGGAUAUUAAUAAGGGUGUUGUUUUACCAGGUAUAACUGAGUUACCGGUAGCGUCCACAAUGGAAACUAUGAUGGUACUUGAGAGAGGAUCUUCCAGAAGAGUGACAGGUUCCACAGCCAUGAACCAGGCGUCUAGUCGAAGUCAUGCCGUCUUUACCAUUGUUAUAGCUAAGGAAAGCCGAGCUGACAAAAAUGUAGCAACAACAUCAAAGUUCCAUUUAGUGGAUUUGGCUGGUUCAGAACGAAUUAAAAAAACGAAAGCAAGUGGUGAGCGUCUCAAGGAAGGUGUGAAAAUCAACCAAGGACUGUUGGCGCUUGGUAACGUCAUAUCGGCGUUAGGAGACGGCACAAAUAGGAGCUAUAUAAGUUACAGAGAUAGCAAACUUACUAGAUUACUGCAAGACAGUCUUGGCGGCAACUCAUUGACGUUGAUGGUGGCGUGCGUGAGUCCUGCGGACUAUAACUUGGACGAGACCGUCUCCACGCUCCGGUACGCGGACCGCGCGCGACGGAUCCGCAACAAGCCCAUCAUCAACCAGGAUGCGAAGGCCGCUGAGAUCGUCAGGUUGAACAACUUAGUUAACGAACUACGCUUACAAUUGCUCGGCAAAUUACCGACAGUCAGUGAACAAAAUAAUGAGCAAUUACAAGAAGAAUUAGAUAAAGAAAAAGCAAAAUACGCCGAAUUAUUAAAGAAACACAAGCAAGUAACGGAACAUCUCGGGAACAUGCUCAUCGAAAACACGAAUUUAUGCGAAAAAGCACUUUUAGCAGAAGCCGCUAAAGACAAAAUAGAACGUAAACUAAAUGAAUUGACUGAACAAUGCAACCAGACUAUAGAGAAUUUAAACACCACUGAUAGAACAGAUGAGGAGCACCAGAAGACAACAGUUGUGGACUAUUUGAAAGAAAUAAAAACUAGAUUGGAAGAUUUGCAGUCGGUGAAUUUGAAGACCAAUGAAGAACUGAUAGACCAUGAGAUUAAGCUGUCAUUUGUUAAGGAUGACAAUGAACAUGACAAGGUUGAUGACGAUGUUCUACUGAAUGAGGAUCAGGCGGUAUUAGAGGAGGAGAAGAGAGCUAUGGGACAGGUGGCACUUAACCAAGAACUGCAAGAGCUGAACCGAGCGAUGGCGAUCAAGGCCUCCGUGGUUCAAGCUAUACUGGCGAAUAAUAAGGAGAUGUUGGAUUCUCACAACAACCUCAAGGAAAAUGAAGAAAAGAUUGCUCACUUGGAGAAGGAGAGAGAUGAACUAUUGCAACAGUUGAAGCAGACUAAGAACAAGGAUCCAUCUCAUGAAGAACGCCGCACGAAGAUCACAAGUCUGGAGUCAGAAAUUUCAGAUCUCAGAAAGCGAUGCCAGCAACAGGCCAAUAUUAUCAAGACUAAGGAAAAGAAUGAAGCUAAGAUUGCUGCACUUAAUGCUGAACUCCAAGCCAUGAAAGUGACUAAAGUGAAAAUAAUAAAACAAAUGCGUGAAGAGAGUGAAAAGUUCCGCAAAUGGAAGGCAGAUAACGAACGCGCAUUAUUGCGCCUGCGCACUGAAGAUCGGAAACGCGCCACCGCCAUGGCCAAGAUGGAGUCACUCCACGCCAAACAGCAGAAUGUACUUAAGCGCAAGAUGGAGGAGGCAGUCGCUGUUAACAAGAGACUUAAGGAAGCUCUAGAUCGCCAGAAGCAGACGGCGAUGAAGCGCAAUGCGAAAGGUAGCGUGAAGGCGGGCGCCGUGCAACUUUACAUCGAGCAGGAACUCGAGGUGCAUCUGAGUAUUGUGGAGGCUGAGAAAUCGCUUGAGGAGUUGAUGGAGUACAGAGCAUGGAUAACAGAACAAAUCGAGAACCUACGUAACAGCACGGAUGACGAAGCCAACAGAAAGAAAAUAGCAGAGCUCGAGGACGAUCUCGCGCUGCGUAAAGCACAGAUAUCAGACUUGCAACAGAAGAUAUUGACGGCCGAUCAAGAAAACAAAUCUCGAACACAAUGGGACAACAUUCAAUCUAUGCUGGAAGCUAAAGUGGCCUUAAAAUGCCUGUUCGAAUUACUUGUUGACGCUAAGAGAGAGCUACAGAACCAGAGCGAGAAAGGAUAUCAGGCGCGUUAUGAAGAGGUGAAGGAAGCUCAUGACAGACUGGCAGUUGAGUUUGAGAACAGCAAGACCGAGUUUGAAAGACAAUUGGCUACUGUGAAGAUGCAGAGUGAACAGAAAUUGUCAGCGCUAGUGGCCCUCCAACGAGGCGUGGUCGGCAAAGGAGAUAAGAGCGAGGCAUGCAAGCACUUGCAGAACGUCAUACAAUACCAGCAGGACAAACUAGAACAGUUCGAGGAAGAUAAUGUAUGUCUCAUCUAUACAUAUCUGUUGUGAAUGAUAUUAAACGCCACUUUGAAUGACUCGUUCCCGGCAAAAAAGUCUAAAAAGCGGACGAACAAGAAGGAGUCCGCGACGGACGCCGUGAGGAAGGUGGAAUACGUAGAACCCACUGAUGAAGAAGACGACGAGUUUGAGGAUCGCGACAAGGACCCUGACUGGAGAGCCACACCAUUAUUCAAACGGAUACAGGCGCAGCGUUCCCGGCUGACGAUGAACUUCACGCAAGUGGCGGACACGUCGUCGUCGGUGAGCGACGUGUCGUCGCGCGCGGUGAAGCGCUCGAGCGACGGCGCGCCGCACUGCGUGUGCCGCGGCAGCUGCUCCACCAAGAUGUGCGGCUGCGUCAAGAGCGAGCUCGGCUGCGGGCCCGCCUGUCGCUGCCAGCCCGCGCUCUGCAAGAACCGACGACUCUCCUCCGACACGGAGGACAAGGAGAACCAGCCAUCAGGACCUGAAUUAUCACUUGACACCACGCCGCCUUCCUACUUCGACAAACGAUUCGAAACGUCACAAGAGUUGUACGCAAGCGACAGCCAAUCGAAUACGCCUACGAGUUCCCGCCAUAAUGUACGUCAAAAGAGGCCGCUGAGCGAAAGGAGGGUACAAGCAAAUAAUGCGCAGAAAUGGAUGUUCGCUCUACUAUUGUAUAAUACAUGCGUAGCUCCAAUGUCGACUUACUGCGCCAACAAUAUCCUCCAAUACGGCAUGGACGCCGCGAAAUAUAACGUCGUCUCGAACAUUCUCAAAUAUCUCAUGCGUCAGAGGUCACCUUGAUGCCACAUACGUUAAAAAGAAGAAAAGCUAUUUCUUUCCCCAUGAUCAGGGAAAUGGCGAAUCCCGCGCAACAAAGACUGAAUAAUAUUCGUAUAUCAGCAAGCCUGACUCCUCUAAGUGAACUCAAAUUGACAAUGUACCACGCAAGUGCCUUCGAUUCGAAAUCUUGUCCAUGAUAACUAAAUAAAGUGUAUAAUGUAUUACAUAUAAUUUUAGUAUAAAGAAUGGAUUUUCGUGUCGCCAUUUUAAGUUGAUUGAAAAUCUUGUCUGCUUAUAUUGACUUAUUUUAUAAAUUUGAAGAGUAGAUCUCUAAAUGAAUAAAGUAAUAUUUAUUGUAAA
Messenger RNA from Manduca sexta (tobacco hornworm), 4412 nucleotides. RefSeq names its product chromosome-associated kinesin KIF4 (gene Klp3A). Gene Ontology annotation, biological process: microtubule-based movement; mitotic spindle organization. The transcript has 20 exons. NCBI's taxonomy places the organism in Eukaryota, Metazoa, Arthropoda, Insecta, Lepidoptera, Sphingidae. Gene Ontology annotation, molecular function: microtubule binding; ATP binding; microtubule motor activity. The record is from RefSeq and is a predicted model, not a curated record.